CCAAUCACAUAACGCCGAGAUCAGGUUGCCAGGCAGAUUAUGGUAAUGAGGCCCCGCCUUUUAUGCUGCUCCCACUCUGCGGCGGGAAGAACCACCUGGAGGUGGCGGGGGGGGAUUGAUUUCCAUCACCCCUAGGGAGAGAGGAUCGGGGACCCGCUGAUCUUCCAGCUCCCCUCACCCAACAUCGUGCACAUCGCAGAGGCAUCCCUUCGUCCUUCAUGAACACCUGCGUGGUAGACAGGUGACUGCCCUCCGCCCCAUGCUGCUCUAGGCGCCCCGACGUGAGCUGUCCAAGGAAAGGAUGGAUUCCAAAGAUGAGAGCUCACACGUGUGGCCCGCGGCUGCAGAACACGAAGAGAGCGCCACACAGGUACACUUUGUCCCAGACGCUGGAACUGUGGCUCAGAUCGUCUACACCGAUGACCAGGUUCGGCCGCCCCAGCAGGUGGUGUAUACGACAGAUGGUGCCUCCUACACGUCAGUGGACGGUCCCGAGCACACGCUGGUGUACAUCCAUCCCGUGGAAGCUGCGCAGACUCUGUUUACAGACCCCAGCCAGGUAGCUUAUGUCCAACAGGAUGCUACAACUCAGCAGGCCUCGUUGCCGGUGCAUAACCAGGUGUUACCUUCCAUCGGGAGUGUGGACGGCCCGGACCCUCUGGUCACUCUUCAGAACCCUAUGAGUAGACUGGAGGCCAAAGAGGAAGAGGAUGAGGAUGAGGAUGAGGACACAGAGGAAGAGGAGGAGGAAGAUGGUGAAGACACAGACCUGGAUGACUGGGAGCCGGAUCCCCCUCGGCCCUUUGACCCACACGACUUAUGGUGUGAGGAGUGUAACAAUGCACACGCCUCAGUGUGCCCCAAGCACGGCCCCUUGCACCCCAUCCCCAACCGUCCCGUGCUCACCAGAGCCAGAGCCAGCCUCCCCCUGGUCCUCUACAUUGACCGGUUUCUCGGAGGUGUGUUCUCCAAAAGGCGCAUCCCUAAGCGCACCCAGUUCGGUCCCGUGGAGGGACCCCUGGUCAGGGAGUCCGAGCUGAAAGACUGUUACAUUCACCUCAAGGUUUCCCUUGACAAAGGGGACAGAAAAGACAGGGACUUGCACGAAGACCUAUGGUUUGAGUUGUCUGAUGAGACCCUUUGUAACUGGAUGAUGUUUGUGCGUCCAGCCCAGAACCACCUGGAGCAGAACCUGGUGGCUUACCAGUAUGGCCAUCACGUGUAUUACACAACAAUAAAGAACGUGGAACCCAAGCAGGAACUGAAGGUGUGGUACGCCGCGUCCUACGCUGAGUUCGUGAACCAGAAAAUUCAUGACAUUUCUGAGGAAGAAAGGAAAGUUCUUCGAGAGCAAGAAAAGAAUUGGCCCUGCUAUGAAUGUAACCGCCGAUUUAUAAGCUCGGAGCAGUUGCAACAGCAUCUCAAUUCUCAUGACGAGAAACUGGAUGUAUUUAGCAGAACAAGAUGCAGAGGGAGGGGACGAGGCAAGAGGCGAUUUGGCCCAGGUCGACGGCCAGGGCGUCCUCCAAAGUUUAUCCGCUUGGAAAUCACCAGUGAAAAUGGGGAGAAGUGUGAUGAUGGGACACAGGACUUGCUACAUUUCUCCCCCAAGGAACAGUUCGAUGAGGCUGAGCCAGCUACUCUGAACGGGCUGGAUCAACCAGAACCGACCGCCCUCCCGAUCCCUCAGCUGCCACAGGAGACCCCGUCUUCCCUGGAGCAGGAGCCGGAAGCGCACAGCCUGCACCUGCAGCCCCAGCACGAGGAGAGCGUGCUGCCCACCCAGAGCACCCUGACCGCCGAUGACAUGCGCAGGGCCAAACGCAUCCGAAACGCAGCUCUCCAGCAUCUGUUCAUUCGCAAGUCCUUCCGGCCUUUUAAAUGUUUGCAGUGUGGCAAGGCCUUCCGUGAAAAGGACAAACUGGACCAGCACUUGCGCUUCCACGGGCGGGAGGGGAACUGCCCGCUGACCUGUGACCUCUGUAACAAGGGCUUCAUCAGCAGCGCCUCCUUGGAGAGCCACAUGAAGCUCCAUUCGGACCAGAAGACGUACUCUUGCAUUUUUUGCCCGGAAUCCUUUGACCGCCUUGAUUUGCUGAAAGACCACGUGGCCAUUCAUAUCAAUGACGGCUACUUCACCUGCCCGACCUGUAAGAAGCGGUUCCCAGAUUUUAUCCAGGUGAAAAAACAUGUGAGGAGCUUCCACUCAGAAAAGAUCUACCAGUGCACGGAGUGCGACAAGGCCUUCUGCCGCCCCGACAAGCUGCGCCUCCACAUGCUCCGACACUCGGACCGCAAGGAUUUCCUGUGUUCUACGUGUGGGAAGCAGUUUAAGCGGAAAGACAAACUGCGGGAACAUAUGCAGAGGAUGCAUAAUCCCGAGAGGGAGGCCAAGAAAGCUGACCGCAUCAGCCGCUCCAAGACCUUCAAGCCUCGCAUCACGUCCACCGACUACGACAGCUUCACGUUCAAGUGCCGCCUGUGUAUGAUGGGCUUCCGGAGACGGGGCAUGCUGGUCAAUCACUUAUCGAAGAGGCACCCGGACAUGAAGAUAGAGGAGGUGCCGGAGUUAACCCUGCCCAUCAUUAAGCCCAACCGCGACUACUUCUGUCAGUACUGUGACAAGGUCUACAAAAGUGCCAGCAAGCGGAAGGCCCACAUCCUGAAGAACCAUCCUGGGGCCGAGCUCCCACCAAGCAUUCGGAAGCUCCGUCCUGCCGGCCCUGGAGAACCAGACCCCAUGCUGAGCACCCACACCCAGCUCACCGGCACCAUAGCCACUCCUCCUGUCUGCUGCCCCCACUGCUCCAAACAGUACAGCAGCAAGACCAAGAUGGUCCAGCACAUUCGCAAGAAGCAUCCAGAGUACGCCCAGCUCCCUAACACCUUGCACACGCCGCUGACCACCGCUGUGAUCAGCACUGCUCCGGCCGUGUUAACCACCGACAGUGCCACCGGCGAGACCGUGGUGACAACAGACCUGCUAACCCAGGCCAUGACAGAGCUGUCCCAGACCCUAACGACCGAUUACCGGACGCCGCAAGGGGACUACCAGCGAAUUCAUUACAUCCCCGUGUCACAGUCCGCAUCCGGUCUCCAGCAGCCUCAGCACAUACAGCUUCAAGUGGUGCAAGUGGCCCCGGCCACCUCCCCUCACCAGUCUCAGCAGUCCACUGUGGACGUGGGCCAGCUGCACGACCCGCAGACCUACACCCAGCACGCCAUCCAGGUGCAGCACAUCCAGGUCACCGAGCCCGCCGCCUCGGCCCCAGCCUCCCAGGUGGCUGGGCAGCCGCUGAGCCCCUCCUCCCAGCAGUCUCAGCAAGGGCUCAGCCCCUCUCACAUGCAAGGCAGCUCCUCGGCCCCAGGCCAGGCACCCCAGCAGCAGCAGAGCUCUGUGCAGCACACGUACCUGCCCAGCACUUGGAACUCCUUCCGUGGCUACUCAUCCGAGAUUCAGAUGAUGACGCUCCCCCCAGGACAGUUUGUGAUUACCGAUAGCGGGGUGGCAACUCCAGUCACAACCGGCCAAGUGAAGGCGGUGACUCCGGGUCAUUAUGUGUUGUCAGAAAGUCACCCGGAGCUGGAGGAAAAGCAAGCCUCUGCCCUUUCUGGGGCAGUCCAGGUUCAGCCAACUCCGCACAGUGACUUGGACCCCCAGACCACCAGCCAACAGCAGCCCACACAGUACAUCAUUACCACCACCACCAACGGGAACGGGAGCAGGGAAGUGCAUAUCACGAAACCUUAACUGCCGUGCCACCCUGGAGCUAGAACCCACAGUCACAUCAUGUCUUUUCUCAUUCAUAAAUCGGAAAGCUUCUGACACUUACAACUCUUUUUUACGAUUUGUCAUUCACUCAAGAGUUUGGAGGUUACAGUUUGGACACUCGUACAAUUGACUGGGGUUUAUUUUAUCAAGGCCACCUUUACCAACUUGACUCUUGGGACCCUAGGAGUUGCUGUUGUGGAAUGGAGAUCUUUCAGUGGCAAGUAGAGUUCAAGAUGGAGACAUUUUACCUUGUUCGUGGGUUGUUUUUUUAAUACAUUGAUAAGCCUUACUUUUCCUUUGUGGAGCUAUUACGUGGCGUAUUGUGUUUGUCCCAAAGGUGGAGAAAGGGUGUGACAAGUCCACGGCCAUGGGCUUCAUUCCAAGCCGUGGCACCAAAGGAGAAGGGGCAUUUUAUGGGUCGAUGUUAGGUCAGAACUGCUUCAUCUUUUGAGUUGGCGGGAACUUAACCAAGGGGGCCUAUUGACUCUGAAAAUAACAAUGAUGAAACAAAGGGUGACAGUGAUGUUCUCAAGGGAAAACUGUCGCCUAAAUUUUUUUUUAUUGCUGAUUGAAAAAACAACAACUUGCCUUUUUAGAAAAAAAUCAUUGUUGGGCGGUUGGUAGUACUUCCCAGAGAUACUGUCCUCAGCACAUAAGGCCAAGAGACCAUGCUCUGCUGGAUCUUACUUUAUUAGUCCACAACGGUGGACUCCCUGUAAUAAAAAGGUUGCCUGAUGUCAGCAGAAUGUAAACUUCUGCGUUAAAGCAUUGCCACCAUUCUCUGAUGCGGUUGUAAUAAGGAGAUACUAGAGAUAGCUGUACCAAGUGAAAUGACGGAGACGGUAUACAUGUAUAUAAAGUGAGAAGCACUGAAACCUUGUCCUGCCUUGCAGGAUCCAUACCAUUCAUUGGUAAAGGCUGAAUUCCUUUCUCUUACCAGGUGUAUAUUCGGCCCUCGCCCACAGCAUUCAGUGUAUUUUAGAAUUUUUAAUGCUUUCUUAAAAUGAACAUUCUGUAAGGUUGGAUGGAAAGAUGGCCCUCCUUAUUUCUUACCACUCUUACCUUAAACAUACUAUAACUCAUCUGGACCCUUGGGUAUGACCAACUUCACACUUAGGGGUAAAAUAAGAACAUGGGGACCAUUUAUAAUACAUUAAGGCAGUGAUUUUCAACCUUUUUCAUCUCACGGCACAUAUCAACUAGUCACUAAAAUUCUGUGGCACACCAAAAACUAUAUUUUUUGCCAAUCUGACAAAAAAGGUAUAAUUUUGAUUUACCAAAAAAAAAUAAUAAUAAUAAUAAUUACCUACCUUUUUGCUUGUAUAUAAAGAUUUCUGGUAUCAAGAACUAACCAAUCAGAUGAAAUCUUAUUAUGCAAUGCGACCAAUAAGGUGCAACUAAUUAUUACAUGAUCUAUAUAUAGGGUGUCCCCCCAAAAUGUAUACACCUACUUUGGAUUAUUAUAAAGGCAAUGUUUAUUAUAAUACAUCUCCUUUGCAAAAUUGAGCUAUCAGCUAUUCAACUGUGUAUACAUUUUUGGGGGGGAACACUAUAUUUAUGGUUCAAGGCAGAGCCUUCAUACCAGACAGCUAUUGUUGUAUUGGCUGUUGUCAUUUUUUUAUUUGACAAUCUGAGAAGAGGCCAGUGCCCCUGACUAAAUAGUCAGGUAUUGAAUGUUUUAAAAAUUCUUCUUGCAGCACACUGGUUGAAAAUCACUGCAUUAAGGGAUCUGGAAGAAAUCCGAUCUUUAUGACUAUUACACUAUCAGUAGGGAAAGGGAAAAAAAAAUCUGCCUCCGUGAUAGUUUUGCUUAUAUGCAUUCCUCUUUGUUAGCUAUGAAUUCAGUGGGGGAAAACAUUUCCCUCCUUUUUACUAUACAUUCCAAUUAUACACAGAAAACACUGCAGAGAUCAGUAUGUAUUUUAACAACUUUUUGUGAUAUACUAACACAUUUUUAGAAUAAUUACUGCUGGUAGAAUUUCUCACUGCAGAACAGAAAGACCUGACUUAAAUUUCAAAUGAAGUUCAUUUAUUUUAUUUACAUUUCUGGGUAAAAACUGGUUCUAUCAAUUAAGUAUAGUAGCUUCUUUAUAGUAAAGAUAACUUUUCUGAAAAGUAAAUGAUUCUACUGAAAUAACUUUACUAAUAUGUAGAUUUUUGCACUUUAUUUCUGAGACCUCAUUUAUCAAGUUAUCCCUGAAAAUUUGGGCUCUAAGAAAACUUGAGAAAGUUAUUUGGGAAAUGUGUAGAAACUGAACAUGGACUCUAUCUUUGGUAACAAAGAGGUAAUGUAAAUAUUUUUAAUAGAAAAUAUUGACCCUGAAUGACGAAGUAGAGACUCUGGGUCCCAGUCCCACAUUGUAAUGAUUGUGCAUAUCCUAGGAUCCAGUCUAGAAUGACGUGCUAGGUGAAGAAUACUACACUUUCCCAAUGGCCCAGUUUAGUUUUAAUACCUUCAAUUUGGCACUCUUGGGUCCUUUUUAAUUUGAAUCAGCAAGGUACCUCCCCCCUCCUCACCUCAGGAGUAACAUUGAUUAACAUAGAAAACUAUCACUAAAUGGAAUGUUCAUUUUAUACCAGUUAUUUCAAGUUUUAAAAUACACAGAAGGAAAUGUGGAAGGACCUCUUUGUCUAUUUCUUAUCUAAGUUUGUUUGUUUGUUUUUUCUUUCUUUCUUUUGUUCUUAUGUGGAAUAAGUAAAUCUCUAAAACUAAUUUGUGUAUUAUCCACCAGAGAUGCAGGUGGCAGUCAAGCCAAAUAACACUGCUUUAAGAUCAGGUAUUCCGCACAUCCAUCCAAGGUAAUAAAUUUUCAAAAGGACUUGGAUUUGAAGAGAUGGCAGAGUAUAAGUCAUCUGAAGACCCAAUUUUGGGGGGAAAUGUUUGUAGCCAAUGUUUAUAUUGUUCUGUUUCUUAAGACACAUUGGCACUGUAGACUUCAAUCAGUGCAGUGUAAAUUUUGGAGUAACAUAGAUUUUACAUUUUUAUUGCUUGAUUUGUGCCCACAUAGUAGACAUUUUAUCAUGUAAAAUUCCUGUUAUCCAGGAAAAAUCUAUUAUUUUGAUUCUUGAAUUGUUGUGUUUUUUUUUUAUUUCCAAUUAUCCUUUCAAAAAACUCUUAGGGCUAAGAAGCACUUGAUGUGAUGCUAAAGCCGACCCCCCGGGUUGAAAAUGUUGACCCUAUCCUGUUAUUUAAAUGUGAACAUUUAUUGUACAUUCAGUGAGUUAUAGUGUUAAUAGUCUUGUGCUACUCAGCAGGUGUAAAAAUUAAUAAAUAUUUUUUUAAAUAAA
Messenger RNA from Myotis daubentonii (Daubenton's bat), 7060 nucleotides. RefSeq names its product PR/SET domain 10 (gene PRDM10). The coding region runs from base 302 to 3751 and encodes 1149 amino acids. Gene Ontology annotation, molecular function: protein binding. The transcript has 22 exons. The record is from RefSeq and is a predicted model, not a curated record. Lineage: Eukaryota; Metazoa; Chordata; Mammalia; Chiroptera; Vespertilionidae. Gene Ontology annotation, biological process: positive regulation of transcription by RNA polymerase II. Gene Ontology annotation, cellular component: nucleus.